GUGAAACAGUAUGAGUGUGGCAGCACAUCUGUUCCACAAGAAGAUUGCCUCCAGUACCACACUGGAAAAACUGGGAAAUUUUUCUCAUUUGCUUGGGAUACAUCAGUUACAACUCUGUCUACUACCUCACAUGUCCAUUUAGCGAGUCAGUAUUAUGAUAUUUGCUUCCGAAGAGAACGAGGAUAUUGCUCAAUAUGCUUCUCACCAACUAUCACAGGAACAAAUGCUGCUAUUAUUCGGACAUCCUUUGGAAUUAGUGCUUCCGGAGUUGGCACUGCCUCAACAGCUGUAACCGGAAGUCUUUGUGGCAGUACAAUUACUGCUGCAACUUCUACAUCAUUGGCUUACCAAGAUUACAUUGAGGUCAUAAAUCUUCAGGUUGCAACUGCUGCUAUCGCUGCUAUUACUCAUACUGUUGGAAGAAACAAAAUAUGUGGUCAAAAGUUCAGUGCAGCUCCUGGUGCAACUGGUUUGGUUUCAGCAACUGCUUGCACAUUUACUACGCCUUUCAGAUGGGGAGUUAGAUUUAACCAGGCAGAAGCCUUGUCUACGUUGCUUAUUGCUGGAACUGGAGAUGCCAGAAAUCUUUGGGAAAAUUUCGGAUUAGGAGGAGGAGGUACUCAUGGAUUUUACAUGGACUACUGGCAGGUCGCUUGUUAGAUCAGCUGACAGGAACACAGUCAGUAGCUGAUAGACUGUUGUUUAUCUUAUAGAAAUGUUUGUUAUACUGUAUUUGCACAAGCCUUCGUAAGUAUUUCUGAUUUUAAAAGGCAAUUUAACUUCCUUGCUGGAUGAUUUAUUUCUCUGUAAUGAAGUUUGGCGUAUGUUGACAUACAAUAAAUGAUAUACUUGAUGAAGUACAGUGGUCAACAUUCUUAGACAGGGAAGAAAAAGUUCCGGUCUAAGGUUAUUUGACAGUACGUUUAUGAUAUACAGUAAAAUGACCCAUAGUACCUUAGCACUGAACUUUUCUUUCUUUUGCAGAAAAUUUGGAAAGUGAGGCCCCGUACUUAAUGUGCAGAAUAUCGUGCACUUCUUCUGUUAACAUGGGUUGAACAUCCUUAUAGGAAAUUAAAUCAUCCUUACGAGAAAGUUUUAUUUUGGCUGGUGGAAAUACAGUGUCGUUAAUAUCACAAAUAGUUUCUUAGUUAUUAUGUUGUAUUGUUUCUCAGUAAUUAUCUUGUUUUGUUCGUUAUCAUCGUUAUUAUCCUUAAAGCUGUAUUGUAACCAAUAAUAAAUUGUAUCAAUUAACUGUAUAAC
Molecule: messenger RNA, 1260 nt
Organism: Eurytemora carolleeae
Lineage: Eukaryota; Metazoa; Arthropoda; Copepoda; Calanoida; Temoridae
Source: RefSeq, a predicted model, not a curated record